AUGUCUCCCUCACAACAAAACCCCGACAAGAAGAGAAAGAUUAUCAUCUUCUCUGACUUCGACGGCACAAUCUUCCUCCAAGACACCGGCCACGUCCUAGUCGACAACCUGGGCUGCGGCGCAGCCUACCGCGAAAAACUCGAAGAACAAUUCAAAAGCGGCUCGCGGACAUUCCGCGACAUCUCCGAAGACAUGUGGAGCUCCCUCACAAUCCCCUUCGGCGACGGCUUCGACAUAAUGGAAAAGACCCUCUCCCUAGACGCGGGCUUCCGCGAAUUCCACGCCUACUGCCAACGCAACAACUUCCCCUUCAACAUCAUCAGCGCCGGCCUCAAGCCCGUCCUCCAACGCACCCUGGACCUCUUCCUGGGUGCCGAAGAAGCAUCAACGAUCGAGAUCGUCGCCAACGACCUCAAAGCUCCCGGCGGCGUGCCCUGGAAGCCUAUUUGGCGCGACGGGUCGGAUGCGGGACACGACAAGGCGCUUAGCGUCAAUCUGGCUAGGGAGAAGGCUCAGUCUGAGUGUGAACCGGAUGAGAUGCCGUUGAUUGUUUUUAUUGGGGAUGGGGUUUCGGAUUUGGCGGCGGCCAGGGAGGCGGAUGUGCUUUUUGCGAGACGGGGAUUGAGACUUGAGGAGUAUUGUCUUGAGCAUGGGAUUAAGUAUACGCCGUUUGAUUCUUUUUCGGAUGUUAAGAGGGAGAUUGAGAAGAUUAGUGAGGAGGAUCAGAGGAAGACUGGUGGUGUUCCUACGCUUAUUGCUACUGCUACGCCUUCGAAUGAGGAGAAGAUGGCCCUCUGGCCGGAUUAUUUCUCUGAGCCGAGCCAGGUGCAGACUUCUACUAUAAAGGAGUAG
Molecule: messenger RNA, 852 nt
Organism: Penicillium bovifimosum
Lineage: Eukaryota; Fungi; Ascomycota; Eurotiomycetes; Eurotiales; Aspergillaceae
Exons: 3
Coding region: 1-852 (283 amino acids)
Molecular function (GO): phosphatase activity
Source: RefSeq, a predicted model, not a curated record